Messenger RNA from Nicotiana attenuata, 627 nucleotides. RefSeq lists its product as uncharacterized. The record is from RefSeq and is a predicted model, not a curated record. Lineage: Eukaryota; Viridiplantae; Streptophyta; Magnoliopsida; Solanales; Solanaceae. The coding region runs from base 1 to 627 and encodes 208 amino acids. Gene Ontology annotation, molecular function: protein binding. The transcript has 4 exons.
AUGCAUGCUUCUAUAAUCCCUUUUCUUCCGCUGGAAAUCAUCACGGAGAACCUCUUAAAGUUGCCCCCACAGUCUCUUUUGAAGUUCAUGUGCGCAUCGAAAUCAUGGCUUCAACUAAUCUCUAGCCCUGAAUUUGUGAAAAUUCAUAUGAAAUUAAUGGCUAAUGACAAAGAAUGCAGCCAAGAUAGACUUAUAUUUCGAGACCCCCAAGAGAAUUUCAAGGGAGACGAGACAUUUUUAUGGAACUCAACAAUUAGGAAGCUGAAGAAAUUGCUGAUUUUGAAGACCGAUUCCUGGAGAACAAUCAAUGACCUUAAGCGUGGGUUUCUGAUAGAUUUUUCUGGUAAGUUUGUCAAUGGGAAGCUUUAUUGGGCUUCAUCUGCUGGUGCUGCUAAGUACGAAGACCAGAUAGGGAACCUGACACACUUGGACUACACUGCAGUUAACGGAUUCCAGCUAAAUGUGAACUGCUAUAAGCUUCAGGAGAGAGGAAACCAAACAAGGAUCCAAUACUCUUGUGGUUCCCCCAUAGCAGUACAAAGUCAAUUGGACACAGCUAGAAGCGACGUGACCGCCUGCACUGUUUCUGCCGCACUGCACUGUUUCCAGUGCCUACUUAUUCCUUGA